Cokeromyces recurvatus is the source of this 261-nucleotide messenger RNA. RefSeq lists its product as uncharacterized. The annotation marks the transcript as partial. The transcript has a single exon. The record is from RefSeq and is a predicted model, not a curated record. NCBI's taxonomy places the organism in Eukaryota, Fungi, Mucoromycota, Mucoromycetes, Mucorales, Mucoraceae.
UCGUUUAGAUACACACCUAAUGCUAUCAUACUUCAGGGCUCCAUUCUAUUAUCGUUUCUAUAUUCUUACUAUAUCAACAAUCUGCCAGCUUUACUAAGGUACACAUCAAUAUUAAACACUAUAACAAAGCUUUUACUUACAACGAUACCUAGCGUUAACUGCUUACUUCACAUGUAUAAUGUUGACCAGAUUGCUUAUAAACAAACGUUACAAAGACUUCUUUAUAAGUGUCAGCAGUAUAGCUUACAACUAGGUUAUUAA